UGCGCGCUGUCAGGCAACAAUAACAAAACGCAUCGUUGUCGAUCUGCCUUUUUGCAGCCUCCGAAGCCUCGAUGCGAAUACGUGUGCGAGAAAAACUUAACUCAACAAACCGAUUUCUUGGCUGGUACGGUUCACGGAUAUCGUAACAGCCCUGGCGGUCAUCGGCCGCGAGUGUACUGUCGCGGCCGGACAGAUGGAUAAGCCCAAGUCCACCGCCACACGCGCCACCGUAUCCGGCGGUGGAGGUCGCGACAAACCGGACAAACGCAAGGACAAGAAGGAUAAGGGCGGCGGCGGCGGCGGCAAAUCGGGCGGUUCGAAUAAGCGCAACAAAAGGAACAAGAAGGAUGCUGCACUGCCCAUGACCCGGGUCGUUAUCCGCCGGCUGCCACCGACAAUGACGGAGGCGGUGUUUUGCGAGCAAAUUUCGACGGACGGCAAGAUGCCGAACCACGACGAGUUUUACUUUGUGGGGCCCGAUUGGACCCUGGGACACAAUGCAUCCUGCCGGGCGUACAUAAACUUUACCAAUCCGGAAGAUAUCUUCCGGUUUACCGAUAGCUACGAUGGGUACACGUUCGUCGACAGCAAGGGCAUGGAGCAUCAGGCCGUGGUGGAGUAUGCGCCGUUUCAGAAGCUACCGAAAACGCGAUCUCGCAAGAAGGAUCCCAAAUGUAAUACGAUCGAAACCGAUACCCACUUCCUGGCGUUUAAGGAAGCACUGGAAGCGGAAGAGCAGGAAGCGCUGCACGGGCGGGGAACGCAGGAGUUCAGCUUUAAGAUAGAGCAUGAGGAGAAAACCACGACCACACCAUUGCUGGAAUUCAUCGCACAACGGAAGCAAGAGAAACGCGACGAAAAGCGUCGCAAGCAGGAGGAAAAACGUCGUAUGCGGGACGAGGAACGGCACAUGCGAAAGACGCAGAUAGCCAGGUCAAUACCGGACGCGAUCUGCGAAGAGGUGGUGAGCGAAAUUAUGGAACGAGCCGUGCUGCCACGCUUAAAUCCGGCCCAAAAUGCAUCCAAACCGAUGGGUACCUUUUCCGGCAAAGGUGGUGGUGGUGGUGCUGCAGGUGGAGCAGAUGGAGGAAAAUUUAAGGACGAUAAGGAUAAAAAGUCGAAGAAUAAGAAGGAGAAGGAGCGAAAUCGCGACAAGAAGGGAGAGGAUACGAAAGCGCCCCCGGAAAGCGGAAAACCGGACGGAGGCGAUAAAAAUGCCGGCAGCAGGAAGCAAGAUCGCGACAAGGGUGGCAAAAAGGGGAAGGAGAAGCAGGGUAAGGAUGAGCCCCGUUUCCGAGAGCAAAACCAACAGCAGCAGCAGCAACAGAAAGGAGAGCGGAAUGAAUCGAAGUUGAAGAAGGAUAAACCACCGGCAGAAGGUCACCCGUCCGGUGGCAACAGUGAGCCGCACCCAUCCACGUCCAAAGCCGCCAACCCAUCGACGGGCGCGUCGUCAAACGAUGGGACGACCACCAAGAAGGAGGUUAAGAAGUACAGUGAGCGGCGCAAAGAAACGCGUGCCCGGGCGGAAACACGACUCGCCGAGCAGGACACCCGGAACGAGCCCGAUUCGAACGCCAAGGACACCGGUCCGCCCGCCACCAGUAAGCCGGUGGAGGUGAAGAAAAGCAUACUCACCGCCAAUGUACCACCGUUCAUACCGAAAGAGAAGACGACCAUCCUGCUGGCUGGGCACGCGUCGACGGCAACGAACAUUCCCGUCGAGCACCUUCUGACUGAAAAGAUGGCCAAGGUUACCAUCGAAAAGCGGCCUCAGACUGGCUCGCAGACGGACAAUGGCAAAAAGUCCCCUUCGCCGGACGGUGCGGCACCGGGACCGAAGACAAAACUGUCCGAAAAGCAGCGUGAACUGCGUGAAGCGCGCAAAAUCCGUAACAAGGAUCGUCCCUCGAUCGAGAUCUACCAGCCCCGCAAGCGGAUCGUGUCUGGCGGUGGUACGGGCAAAAGUGAGGACGAUCGUGGCCGGAGCGAUUCCGACCGUCCGUCCGACAACGUGUCCGCUUCGGCUUCGGCUGGAGCCGCGGUGGAGAAUGACGCGAAAGAGCGGCGCCAUAAGCUCACGAAGAAAGCGUCCGAUCGGCCGCAGCGUGAACGUAAGAAUGGAAGAAAGAACUCGAUCGAGGUGGACAGUGGUGGCAAGGAAACGGUGGCUGGCGGCAGUGUGCAGCAGGGUUGAGGAGUUUGGUCCUGCUGUAAGGCGAACGCUUUCCUUGCGCUUGCGAUGCGAUCCACACACACACACACACACGGCAGCGUGUAAAUUGUGCAAAGGAAUAGCCAAUAGUACGACUAUUAGCAGAACUCCUUAUCCACUUUUUUGCUGACUGUGUGUUCCGCCAAUGGAAGCGAUAAAACGAAAAAAAAAACGGAACCCGUCACCGGGUGUUCCGCGUUCAAAUACUGUGUGUUCCUACUUGCUGGUUUUCCGUUUUGAACAUGCUUUGCAGGAUAAACUAGAAUGCCAAGCUAAAGUUGCGUGUUGAAGAUGGCCACCAUAGCGGCAGCCUCUUGUUCAAUACCCUGUCAAAGAUCGAAGGGAAGACUGCAACCGAAUGAACCGUAUUUCAAAGGAAAUAAAGCAUCGGCAAAAGAUUAAAAAAGUU
This is a messenger RNA of Anopheles stephensi (Asian malaria mosquito), 2624 nucleotides long. Its product is annotated as regulator of nonsense transcripts 3B-like. Gene Ontology annotation, cellular component: cytoplasm; nucleolus. Gene Ontology annotation, molecular function: mRNA binding. Gene Ontology annotation, biological process: nuclear-transcribed mRNA catabolic process, nonsense-mediated decay; positive regulation of translation. Bases 194 to 2197 code for a protein of 667 amino acids. NCBI's taxonomy places the organism in Eukaryota, Metazoa, Arthropoda, Insecta, Diptera, Culicidae. The transcript has 2 exons. The record is from RefSeq and is a predicted model, not a curated record.